AUGUCCCCGAUAAUGGAAUGGGGUGCGCGUUUCAAGAUGCUCUUAGCGCUUAUGCGAUAUGAUGUUGGAUAUUGUGCGCCUGUUGAGCGCCGCAACAAGUGCUGCAUCGAUCACGGUGACGCACAUCCCCCUCCACACCGCCCGUCCCCCGCAGCCGCGCGCCCUCCAUCGAUAACCCGCCCCGCCCGGAGCGGCGAGCCCAAAGUG
This is a messenger RNA of Iphiclides podalirius (scarce swallowtail), 207 nucleotides long. The record is from the annotation of a GenBank genome assembly. Lineage: Eukaryota; Metazoa; Arthropoda; Insecta; Lepidoptera; Papilionidae.